UUCUCCCAGCCUCUGAAGGUGUCUGAUUCCAUGAUUUGCCUGUGAUGACUUUGAAAGCUAGGUAAAACUGUAAAAUGCAAAAGCCAUCAAUAAGAAGCAAAUUGUUACAGAGUAUCUCUUCCUUAUUUGACUGUCUCAGAACUAAAUCGAGAAAGCAGUGACAUAAACAAAUGUGCACCACCUUCCUGACUCAUGCCCUUAUUGUCUUGUUCUCCAGAGGAGUCCCGAUUCAAGUGAAGAAAAGCGUGAAUAACCCAACCUGUCCACAACUCUAAAGCUUUAUUAUUUUUAAGUCAACAAUUUUUUUCUUCCUAAAAUGCUGGAGUCUGACCUCAUUCUCUGCUUUCUUCUUGCAGUGAUGCAGUUUCUUCUUGGAAUUUCCAUGAAUGGCAUUAUUGUGGUGGUGAAUGGCAUUGACUUGAUCAAGCACAGAAAAAUGGCUCCAGUGGAUAUCCUUCUUUCCUGCCUGGCACUUUCUAGAACUUUCCUGCAGUUGUUUAUCUUCUACGUUAAUCUGGUUGUUCUCUUCUUGAUGAAAUUAAUCAUGUAUCCUGAGAGUUUUAUAAUUAUCAUGUUUAUAAACGAAUUGGAACUUUGGUUUGCCACAUGGCUUGGCGUUUUCUACUGCACCAAGGUUUCCAGCGUCCCUCACCCACUCUUCAUCUGGCUGAAGAUGAAGAUAUCCAGAUUGGUCCCGUGGAUGAUCCUGGGGUCUCUGCUAUAUGUAUCUAUCAUUUGUGUUUUCCAUAGCAAAUAUUCAGCGUUUUUUGUUCCACGCAGCCUCAUGAAAUUUUUCUCCCAAAAUGCCACAAUUCAAAUAGAAGAUAUACCUGCUGCACAGAUUUUCUCUUUUGCUGCUGAGCUCUUAGUGCCACUGCUUAUUUUCCUUGUUGCUGUUCUGCUCUUGAUUUUUUCUUUGGGGAGGCACACCUGGCAAAUGAGAAACACAGUAGCCAGCAGCAGGGUACCUGGCAGGAGUGGCCACAUCAGCGCAUGGCUGUCCAUCCUGUCCUUCCUAAUCCUCUAUGUUUCCCACUACAUGAUGAAAGCUUUUCUCUGUUCUAUAAGGUUUCACAUCAGAAGGUUCACCUUUAUGCUCUGCAUCCUUGUGAUUGGCACAUACCCUUGUGGACACUCUCUCAUCUUAAUUUUAGGAAAUCCUAAAUUGAAACAAAAUGCAAAAAAGUUCCUCCUCCACAGUAAGUGCUGCCAGUAAGAGAGAACUUUGAACGGUUCAAAAGAACCCAUGAUUCAAUCACUUACCCAUGCAGGCGACAUCUCCCUCAGCCAGACAAAGCAGCCUGUUCAUGAAUAUACAAAACCUCCCCUUCAGGCUGUUUAUCCAGCCUGAGGUAUUUUUAUAGAUUCGGUACUUUUUCAAACAGUUAAACUGAUUUUCAAAGCACAACAUAUGUUGAUGGAUUACAUCAAUGUCAGUAUCCUGGUUAUGAUUUUGUACUAUCAUCUUGCAAGUUGUUACCACUGGGGAAAAGUGAGUAAAUGGUUCGGGAGUCUUUCUGUAUGCCUUCUUGAAAAUGCAUUCAAAUCUACAAUGAUUUCAACAUGAAAUGUCUGAUGAAAAAGAAAAGCACAUGUUUGAACUUACGAUGUCAGAAGGACACAUGAAUGCUGUACGGUCCAUGUCUGUCUGAUGCCUGGUCUUAGAUGGUUUAUCCUGACCUUGAUGGGCUGACUAUUCAUGUCUGGUCUACCUGGAUAUUAUUUCUGCUCUGUUUGUUGGAGUCACAGGCAAUGGAGUCAUUUUUUCUUCACGGAUCACAAAUGAAGUGAGGACAAGCAGGCCUUCUCCAUCCUUAUAAGCAUAUUCUCCUACUUCAUCCUGCAGAGAACUUAGAUGCCUUGGUGACAGGUCCAAUCAACUGAGAAAAGGGGAGACAGAUGGAGGAGGAAGAGGAGGAGGAGGAAUGGAGGGCUGAAUGCUUGUUUUCCAUUUUCCUUAGCUAUGCACUCUGAACAGACAAUAACUUGCAAAGAUGUUUCAUUUUGUAUCUGUGUGCCUGACUUUGAGACUCUUUCAACCAAAGAUGGUAAUUUGGAACUCCUCCUGCAUUGCAUGUCCUCCCAACAAAGCAACAUCAGUAGGUGGGGGAGCUGGGAGUGUCUCCAUCUGCUUGAAGUCACAAAUGCAUUUUCUGUUUGAUUGAUGAUGUUGAAUACUAAGAUGAUAGAUGAUAGAUAGAUGAUAGAUAGAUAGAUAGAAAAUAGAUAUAGAGAUAUUAUAGCUAUAGAUAUACUUGUAUAUUUCCAAAACAGCUUCAGAACCGUUUCACUUCCAGACAAGUAAAUAAAGUAAAAAAUGUUCUUAAGCUUGGCUAUAACUUGUAGUUCAGGCGUGAUGAUGCAAAGUAGGUUGAGGUUUAGAUUUGUCAAUCACCAGUAAUAGGAACCCAAAUACAGCUUCUCUAAGCCAAGCCAUGCAGGCCUGGUUAUGAUACACCAAUGAAGGAUUUUGCUUCAGAAGAUUCGGGGAUGUACUUAUCUUCUUGGGCAUGGGAACUAAGAGCUGAGGGUACUCCCAACUUCCCACAGGUUUCACACUUCAUUCCCAAAGGAGCAAAAUAACAGUCUCCAUCUUCCUGCUAUCUCAUUUUCCCAAGUCCCACUAGGUAGGAAGGUUUGUAGCUAAUCACACACUCCGGAAGCCAGCUGUGGGAAGAUCAGUUGUAUCCUGGAUGUAAUUAUGUCUUUUGAUUUGGGGAAAGGAAAAGUCACUUUUAUUUUUCUCACAUCUCAAGUUCAGGGAAUAUCCUGUUCCUUGAAUCUGUGAUAUGAGUACCUGAAAGAGUGGGAGCAAUUUCAAACAUUCAAAGAGAAAUUUGUCAGUACACAACUCUCACUUUUUUUUUUCUGGUAUUAAAUUCUGAUUCUAUUUCAAGCAAUUCCUGAUUCAAUAAUGUUCCCUAAUUAGAUAAAUAUUAACAUAUGACUAGCAUUGUAUGCUGUUAUCAAGAAUUGUUUUAAAAAAGAAUUCAUAAUGAAACAAACUAUUCUAAAAACAUUUUCAUUGUCUACUUUCCUAGAAGUAUAUUUCUUCCAGAAACGUUGCCUAGCUGUUGAGUUGAUGAGUAUUGGGUAGGACACUAAUUGCUCAAAUUUAGAAGCAAAACAGACUGAGCCUUUGUCUCUCUGGAGCCACGCUUAUCUGCACUCUCCAGCCUUGCCAAAUUGCUUUUGUCCUCAUCGAGCAGUGGGUUGACCUCUAUCAUGGUGCAGCAUCUUUUUGUACCCACUCUUGUACUUUUAGAGAUGGGGCUGGACAUUAUGGCUCUGGGGCAUCUUGGCUGUGGAAUCACAUGCCCAUAGGUGAGGCCGGCUGACUGCUGAUUGCAGGAUGUGGUAGUGCCACACUUCCUCUACAUCCUGUGGCUUCCCAAGGAGAUUCAACACCCACUGCUCAGUUAAGUGGCUUCUGGCUGUGGCUUCCAAAUAGACUCUGCACCAGGAGGCAGACUCUCACCCAAAUGGAACCCAGCAGACUUAUUCCAUUCCACUUUAGAUCAGGAUUCAAUGAGCAGUUCUAAAUCAGGGAAGAAGGGCUAUCUUACUCUGUCCCACUCUCUAUUCUGACAUUGGUUCUUUCAAUCCCCAAUCCCAGGGGUUUUAUAAAGUCUCCACUGACUGAAGAUGAUAACAGUAACUGAGAAGGCUAAAUCUGUGUGCUGAUAGAAAUAGACUUUUAAGAAUAUAAAUGUUGGUCAGCCAUGGUGGCUCAAGUCUGUAAUCCUAGCACUUUGGGAGGUUGAGGCGGGUGGAUCACUUGAAGCCAGGAGUUUGAGACCAUCCUGGCCAACCUGUCAAAAUCCUGUCUCUAGUAAAAAUUCAAAACUUAGCCAGGCAUGAUGGUGUGUACCUGUAAUCCCAGCUACUCAGGAGACUGAGGCAGGAGAAUCACUGGAAUCUGGGAGGCAGAGAUUGCAGUGAGUUGAGAUUGCAUCACUGCACUCCAGCCUGGGUGACAGAGUGAGACUCUAUCAAAAAAAAAAAAAAAAAAAGAAUAUAACUGUUGUCAUAAUUUGAAUGUUAAACACAGUUCAAAAGUCUCACAAAUGAUAAAUGCCUUUUAAAUUCUCACUCAUCCAAAUGUGACAAUUGCUUGAAGAUACAAUGCUCCAGACCAGAAGGUGCUAGGAAGACAUCUAAUGUCUACCAUCUGUCUUCUUGAGGCUGAUGACCAGGCAUCUAAGAUGCUUCAGGCAGUUCAAAUGUUAUGCCCCAUAGUAUGUUUAAGUAAAGGCAUACUUCUCAUGCUAUGGAUAUUCUGAUUUUAGGUUUGAAAUAUAUCGUUUCCAUAACUUUUGUCCUUGUAGAGUUAUACCUGUUUAGGUGAGAGGAGAAGCAGGUAGUUAGAAAUAUGCAAGAGAGAAAGAAACCAGCCAGACCAUCGAAAUUCACAUUGGCAAUAAAAGAGAUGACAGAUGUUACAUACAGAUGGCACCCAUAAUGGAGAAAAAUCCAAAUGACGAGGUCUGGGAGACCCACAUGUUUUAAAGAAGGUCUUGCUAGUGAAGGCGUUUGGUGUUAGACUGACCAUCAUAUUAACACAAACUUGAGAUCAGUAGAAAAUUCAUUUGUUAAUAUUCUUUGUUACCUAAAAAUUGCAGACUCUCUAGGAAAACUUUAUGCCAAGAGAGGGUUAUAUACUAGGAAAAUUUCCUCAAUGACCUGAAAACAUUAAGAUUUGGGGGAGAGUCAAUACGAAUUCAAGAUAGCUCAUGGACACUUGUUUCACUGCUGUCUUUCUACACAAAACUAGUCUCUCUCUCACUCAUUAAUACAGAACCCUAUACCUUUGUAGGAUUAAAAUAGCUAUUGUUUUUAAGAUGUGAUAUAAACAUGUGGAUUCACAUCUGUGACAUCUGGAUCUACUUAAUCUUUUUGACUGGGAAUAAGGAAUUGGUAAUUGGUAUCCUUAAAUGUAAAAUGUAUUUAUAGCAAUGAAGUGUGGGUCUCCUUUUAUUAUUUUUGGCAUUUUAUAUCAUUUCUAUUUUGAACAUUUCUCCACAA
Messenger RNA from Callithrix jacchus (white-tufted-ear marmoset), 5025 nucleotides. It is a transcript of the gene TAS2R1, whose product is annotated as taste 2 receptor member 1. Gene Ontology annotation, cellular component: membrane. Gene Ontology annotation, molecular function: bitter taste receptor activity; G protein-coupled receptor activity. The record is from RefSeq and is a predicted model, not a curated record. Gene Ontology annotation, biological process: G protein-coupled receptor signaling pathway; sensory perception of taste; detection of chemical stimulus involved in sensory perception of bitter taste. Lineage: Eukaryota; Metazoa; Chordata; Mammalia; Primates; Cebidae.